This is a messenger RNA of Quercus robur (English oak), 2449 nucleotides long. Its product is annotated as receptor-like protein EIX2. Lineage: Eukaryota; Viridiplantae; Streptophyta; Magnoliopsida; Fagales; Fagaceae. Bases 165 to 2150 code for a protein of 661 amino acids. The record is from RefSeq and is a predicted model, not a curated record. The transcript has 2 exons. Gene Ontology annotation, molecular function: protein binding.
CAAUUUCAGGUCCAAUUCCAGUGUCUUUUGGAAAUCUUUCAUCUUUGACAAACCUAGAUUUUUCAAAUAAUCAAUUCAGCGGAACUCUCCCUCAAAAUUUGGGGCAAUUAAAAAAUCUAGUCGAUCUUUCUUUUUCAAAGAAUUCAAUUUCAGGUCCAAUUCCGAUGUCUUUAGGAAAUCUUUCAUCUUUGGCAAACCUGGACUUUUCACAUAAUCUGUUUAAUGGAACUCUCCCUCAAAAUUUUGGACAAUUGAAAAAUCUAGUGAGACUUGAUUUUUGGAAUAAUUCAAUUUCGGGUCCACUUUCAGUGUCUUUUGGAAAUCUUUCAACUUUGACAUACCUGGAUCUUUCCUAUAAUGAAUUUAGUGGAACUCUCCCUCAAAAUUUUGGGCAACUUUCCAAACUAAACACUUUAUAUAUUGAAUCAAAUAUGCUUGAAGGUGUUGUGACUGAAGUUCAUUUUUCCAAUUUAACAAGUUUGAUCAAACUUUAUGCAUUUGGAAACCAUUUGACUUUGGAAGUAAGUAACAAUUGGAAUCCUCCUUUUCAGCUUGAGUCUUUAAGCUUUCAAUCAUGGAAUUUAGGGCCAAAUUUUCCUGCAUGGCUUUGUUCACAAAGACAUCUUCAGAAUUUGGAUAUAUCAAAUACAGGGAUUUCCGGUGUUGUUCCCCCUUCAUUUUGGAACUUGUCUUCUCAGUUUGUCUCUCUAAAUCUGUCCCAGAAUCUACUCUAUGGAGAGAUAGUAAACAGUCUCAUGAAUUGGUCUUCUGAUUCCGUGAUUGAUCUAAGUUCAAAUCAUUUCAAUGGGUUGUUACCUUUUAUAUCCUCUAAGGUAAUUGUGCUAGAUCUUUCUAAAAACUCGUUCUCAAAAUCUAUUUCUCACUUUCUGUGUUUCAAGAUAAAUGAGCCCAAACAAAUAGAAGUUCUUAAUCUUGAAAGAAAUCUUUUAUCUGGAAAAAUACCUAAUUGUUGGAUGAAGUGGAAUAGCUUGGUGGCCCUGAACUUGGGAAACAACAAUUUCAUUGGCAGCAUUCCAACAUCCAUUGGAUCUUUGACCCUUCUUAAGUCUUUGCACCUAUACAACAACAAAUUCUCUGGAAAACUACCAUUUUCAUUGAAAAAUUGUGAGAAGUUAGUGACUAUUGAUGUUGCUGAAAAUGAGUUUGUUGGGCGCUUACCUUCCUGGAUAGGACAUAGAUUUUCAAGCUUGAUGAUUCUCAACUUCCGCUCAAAUAAUUUCCAUGGUCACAUACCAGAUCAACUUUGUGCUUUAACUUCACUUCAGAUUUUGGACCUUUCUUAUAAUAAUCUAUCUGGAAGCAUACCUAGAUGUGUUAAAAAUUUUAGUGCCAUGGCCACAAAAAAUAAUUCUAAUCACAUCAUGUGGCUUAUUUCCUUGACAUUUUAUUAUGGUGAAACUCUCCCACUUGAAAGUGCUUUGCUUGUGAUAAAGGGGAAAAUUUUUGAGUAUAGCACCAUUCUCCAACUGGUAAAAAGUAUAGACUUUUCCAAGAAUAGUUUAUCAGGAGAGAUCCCCAAAGAAGUUACCUAUCUUCAAGGAUUAGAAUUUUUAAAUUUGUCAUAUAAUCUCUUCAGUGGAAGUAUUCCUGAGAAUAUAGGUAGUAUGGGAUCACUGGAAUCCAUUGAUUUCUCUUUGAACCAACUUUCAGGCCACAUUCCCUCAAGCAUGUCAAGUUUGACAUUUUUAAAUCAUUUGAAUUUGUCAAACAACAAUUUGACUGGGAAAAUCCCUUUAAGUACUCAACUACAAAGCCUAAAUCCUUCUGGUUUUAUUGGAAACAAACUCUGCGGACUACCACUUACUGAAAAUUGUACAAAUGGUGUAAAACCCAACAAUGAAAACAUAGGGAGUAAAACAACUGGUGGACUUGAAGUGGAUUGGUUCUAUGUGAGCAUGGCACUCGGCAUUGUGAUUGGUUUUUGGAGCGUAUGUGGUCCUUUACUAUUGAACAAGCAAUGGAGAAUUAUCUACUUUCAAUUCCUAGAUCAAAUGGGGUACAAGCUUAAGGGUGUUAUUUCAUUGAUAUUUAAAACUAGAUGGUUCAUUUUUAAAGAGUCAUGGUUAUGCUUGGAAAGGACCAACACUGAAAGGUACUGUAAGGGGAUUUGGCAACUUAAUUGGGAUUAGCCAUAUGCAAGAUUUACCCAUUUUUGGUUCCCUACUUAGGUGGACAAUUUCUCAAACAUCAUAUUGAAGACGAACAUGAAGCUUGCAACUUGCAACUUGCAACUUGCAUGUCAAGCUCAAUAGUGUCCAAUGGAAUACUUUAUCCCACUUGCAAGAAAGUUUGUAGUGUAUGUGAAGGUCCUAUUUACAAGUCUUCAGAGAACCAUAACCCUAGCAUACAUGAAAAUUUACUUAUUAAUAAAGCAUACAUGAAAAUUCUCAUGUGUCGAGAUAAUCAAACCAUAAACAGUACUAUAGUA